Molecule: messenger RNA, 3771 nt
Organism: Cordyceps fumosorosea ARSEF 2679
Lineage: Eukaryota; Fungi; Ascomycota; Sordariomycetes; Hypocreales; Cordycipitaceae
Product: cytokinesis protein Cyk3
Exons: 2
Coding region: 1-3771 (1256 amino acids)
Biological process (GO): maintenance of mitotic sister chromatid cohesion; mitotic sister chromatid cohesion
Cellular component (GO): chromatin; SMC loading complex
Molecular function (GO): double-stranded DNA binding
Source: RefSeq, a predicted model, not a curated record
AUGACAUACCAAGGCGCGCUCCCGCCCGGCCAAGGCUAUCCAGGCCAAGGGGACGUGUAUCCCGGCGGAGGUGGCGCCGCGGCCGGCCAGCAGGCUGGAUAUGCCUAUCAACAGCCGCACCAAUAUCAUGGCCAGCAUCAUCAGAUGCAGCAGCAACAGCAGCAGCAGCAGCCGCCGCAGCAGCCGCAGCAGCAUCAGUUUGCCCAGCAAAACGGCUCACAUCACAACGCCAACGGCCUCUACGCCAACGGCAUGAGCCACGCCCAGUUCUACCAGCCGCAGCAGGGACAGUAUGGCCAGCAGCAUCAGCCACAGCAGAACCAUCAUCAGUUCCAACAGCAGCAGCAGCAUUUCCAACAGCAACAGCAACAGCAACGCUUACCGCAGCAGCAGCACGCCGCCCAAAUGCAACAGUUUGCGUCCGCCGGAGCUGGCGCAAUGGGCGCCGGCAUGUAUCAUGGCGGCCUCCAACAACAAGGCUUCCCCCAGCAUCCCCGGCAACAGCAGCAACACCAACACCAACACCAACAUCAACAGCAGCAGCAGCAUCAGCAGCCACCGCAACAGCAUGAUGCCAGGCAGUUUGCGCAGUCCAACGAUGUCUGGCGCCAAUCCCAAUCACCGUCCGUCCAACACGCAAUGAUGCCGUCGCAGAUGCAGGCCACAGUGAUGCAGCAGCAGCGCUCGCAGCAGCAGCACCUCCAGCAGCUUCAACAGAUGCACCAUACGCAGCAACAAUCGCCCCAGCUCUACAACAGCUCCAUCGCCUCCCCGCAAAUACACAACCAGUCGCGACCUUCACCCCGCCCUCGACAGCCGUCGAUACCGGCUCAACACAUCCACGAGUACCAGCGACGAAUCUCUCAGUCUCCUAUCCCGCAGCCAUCGCCGCAGCCACGACAGUUGACGCCACGACAAGCGCCUCUGACUCCUCAGACUCAUCACGCCCUCCCGGCGAACGCGCAGGGUCAAAUGCAACACCAACAGCACCAGUACCACCAACCACAACCUCAGCACGCCUAUCGCCAACACCUGCAAUCGCCGCACAUGCAGUCGCCGCACAUGCAGUCGCCGCAAAUGGCCCAAUCGCCCCAACUGCAGCAAUCGCCGCAUAUAAUAAGUCAGCAACAGUUGCAGAAGCAGCGACAGUCAUUGACACCGCAAACGCCGACGACCCCACAACUGCCGCAGCAAACGCAACCACAUCACCACGUGCACGUACAACCGCAACAGAUGUACUUGCCCCCGGAGCCCGAACCCGAACCAGAGCCCGAGCUCGAGCCCGAACCAGAACCAGAGCCUGAGCCAGAGCUAGAGAUUGAGCCGGAGCCUCAACCCCAAACGAUACCCGAUGAGCUAGAUAACAUCGAUGCCGUGGCCAACAUCACGCAAGACUCGGCCCAAGACCAACUACAGAUUGAACAGCAGCUGCAGACCGAACAAUAUCACUUUGUAAACCUGCAAGACAUCCAGACUAUUCCGCCCCCGCCUCCUAUGCCGGAAAUGGAAUUCCAGAGCAUUGAUCCUCGUGAUCUAACGCUGGGCUUCUCAAAAUCGCUUCUUGACCCUCUCCCCAUUAAGAAGGACUCGGAAACGGAAGAGAAAGACGUGCCAAUGCCAAACGCACCGCCACCAAAGCUGGAAUCGAAACCCGAGCCAACAACGGAGGCCAAGCUGGAGCCUAUACCGCAGCCUAAGGAAGAGCCCAAGCCGGAGCCGAAACCAGAACCGCCGAAGCCAAAGCCCCGCAAAGAAACAAAGGUCGAGCCGCCAAGGCCUUGGCUGAAAGCCAGCCCGAAACCACCGCCACCAAAGUCGCCCUCGGUCGCUCGCUCGCCGAGCAUCACCAAACGCUCACCUGCGCCGCAGCACAAGCAACGCCCAGUCAACACAGGCCCAAUCAUGGCAGCGGUAGCGGAAGAAUGCAUUGGCAAGGCGCGAUCGCAGGCGCAUGACCUGGCCAUGUUUCUGGACCCCGACGACGUGUCAGAAUAUCAGAGGUUAAUAUCCACCGGCCUAUCUUGCUUCGAGGGCAUGCUGCAGACCGCACGCCUAGCACCACGGGAAGAAGCGCGAAUCCGUCUGCGUUACGCUACUGUACUACACGAGGAGACGGAAAACAUUAUGGAAGCGGAGACUGCCCUGACCAAAGGCAUCGCUCUAUGCGACAAGCAUCGCAUGAUGGAUCUCAAGUACUGCAUGCAAUAUUCAAUGCUGAAGCUUAUGUUCCAGAGAAAUCACAAAGCGGCGCUCAAGGCGGUUGACGGACAUAUUUCCAACUGCGAGGCCUUCAAGCAUGUGCCCUGGUAUUACGCCUUCCGCCUGCUCAAGACAACCUUUUACAUGGAAAUGGGUAACGCCUCUGAUGCUUCUGCCCUAGAAAACAUACGGGCUAUCCAAAAUGUGGCUUCUACCCGCGGUGAUAAAGCACUCAGCAUAUUCGCCUCUGUCCUCGAAGGCCUUGCGCUGCUCAAGACCGCUAAGGAUGGUAGCAUUGAAAAGGUGCAAAGUUGUAUUGCGCAAGCUGCCAAGUUUCAAUUCGACCCUGCCAUCCGGAUUACACAACUAGAUAUUCUGGUUCUUCUGCUGGACUUCGCCGCCAGUUUACACCACCAGAACCCUGAUGCCACAUCGGCAAAGCUGCGGGAACUACAGAAAAAGGUUGAUGAUUGCGAUAACUGGAACAAUGUCAAAGCGGACUUCAUGGUGCCUAUCAAAAAGCAGGCUGCCAGCUCUAACAUACUUGGCCCGGAUACGGCGUCUAUUGUUGACCCCGGAAACGGCACCGCGGAAUCCGACAACUUGGUCAUUACUUUCAUGACGAAAAUUGAACUACGAUCUCUCAUUUUCAUGUUCAGCGGACUUUCUUUCCUACACAAGCAAUCAUCAAAGUCUGCAGAUUUCUGGCUCGAGGGCUAUAAGAUUCUGGAGACGUGGGAUGAAUCUACACUGGGCAUCCCGUACGGGCCACCGGUGUCUUUACAAACGGCGAUUAAGCAGCGACAGUGGCGAACCGAGGGACAGGCAUACAUAACAGUCAUGCUCGGGCUACUGGAAGCCACACACUGUCGAUGGGCCACAGUUAAAGAGCACUUGGAUAGGCUGGAAGGCUUACUAUCCGAUGAAUCGCAGCCGACUCUGAGGCUACUGUCUGUUUACCUAUCAGGUGUCUACCACCAGGGCCUGGGCGAGCUACAUACUGCUCUCGACAUAUUCCAGGGCGAGAACUUUACUGAGCCUCUCGGAAAAAGCCACGGCCUGAAAGCCGGCGAGCAGGAAGUUGCGAUGCUGGCAGGCCUCAACCGACUCUGGAUAAUGCAGCACGAUUCAUGCCGCAAUGACCGGGAGACGGUCGAUCUGAUUGAACAGCUGCAGCCGCUUUGCAACAGCCAUUGGAACAUUGAUCUGCGCACGGCGUGGCACAAUGUCAUGGCCGCCCUGGUGACCGAUCCGCCGCAGCAGCUGAGCCAGCAAAAGCAGCACAUCCAGGCGGCCAUGGGCGGCUCCAAGGUCACCAGCAACAUUGUCGGCUCGGCCGUGACGCUCUGCAUCAUGCGCAGCCGCUUCUUUGAAAACGUCAUAGGUGACCAAGCACUGAAGAGCGCGCGCGCGGCGGCCAAGCAGGCUCAGCGAAGCGGCAACGUCCUCUGGCAGAGUGUGGCCGACGGCAUGCUGGCUCACUCGUACGACGUGCAGGGCCAGCGGGAGGAGUCGAGGAUGGAGUGGGAGAAGGCAACGAUGGAGGCGAGAAGAGCAUUCAAGAGAGGCUGA